Molecule: messenger RNA, 877 nt
Organism: Sorghum bicolor (sorghum)
Lineage: Eukaryota; Viridiplantae; Streptophyta; Magnoliopsida; Poales; Poaceae
Product: ethylene-responsive transcription factor ERF017
Exons: 1
Coding region: 49-741 (230 amino acids)
Biological process (GO): regulation of DNA-templated transcription
Molecular function (GO): DNA-binding transcription factor activity; DNA binding
Source: RefSeq, a predicted model, not a curated record
UAAGCUUGGCAAGUAUACUUCCAGACAUAUAUAUAUACAUCACGAGCCAUGGACGAUGGCGCUGGAGCAAGCCGCAGCGACGGCGAGGGAUCGCCGCGGCUGCCGGCGGAGCGGCGCUACAAGGGCGUGCGCUUCCGGAAAUGGGGCCGGUGGGUGUCGGAGAUCCGGAUGCCCAACAGCCGCGAGAGGAUCUGGUUGGGCUCCUACUCGUCAGCGGAGAAGGCGGCGCGGGCGUUCGACGCCGCCGCCGUCUGCCUCCGCGGCUCCCGGGCCGGGUCGCUCAACUUCCCCGAGUCCCCGCCCAACGUCCGGCACAUCCCUGGCGCGAUGCUGACGCCUGAGCAGAUCCAGGCAGAAGCUGCAAGGCACGCUAACCAGCUGCUGCCUAGUCCGCCGGUUGCGUCGCCGGCGGCGUCGUCGUCGUCGCAGCCAGCAGCUGCGGGAGGAGCAAGCAGUGACAGGACGACCUUGUCAAUGCCGCCGUCCACUUACUACGGCAGUGGAGCUGCCGUCUGCGGUGACGACGAGGCGCUUGAUUGGUCUUUCAUGGAUGCAUUGCCAUCGAUGCCGGCGUCUUCGAUGGGGAUGGGGAACAGUGGUGCUGAUAUUGUUCCGGCCUUGGAUGAUUUCAUGUACGGGUCCCCUCACCCGGUUAUGCCGCCGAGUGAAGAGGUCACACAGGAUAUGAUUGACGAUGACGAUGAUCAUACAUUCAUCUCAGACGACCUCUGGCGAUUCUGAUGAAGGUAAAAAAAAACAAAACAAAAAAGAUAUCUCUAUGAGAAAGUAAUAUCGGCCGGAUGAACGGAGCUGUACUUUAUAAUGACUCUAUCGUCCGAACCACAUGCCCCUGCACCGGGAGGUGUUUUCUUUUUAA